This is a messenger RNA of Purpureocillium lilacinum, 1146 nucleotides long. RefSeq lists its product as uncharacterized. Lineage: Eukaryota; Fungi; Ascomycota; Sordariomycetes; Hypocreales; Ophiocordycipitaceae. Gene Ontology annotation, biological process: chromatin remodeling. Gene Ontology annotation, cellular component: nucleus; Ino80 complex. The record is from RefSeq and is a predicted model, not a curated record.
AUGGCCGACUCGCCGAGCAAGGCCGAUGACGGCCCCCUCGAGCGGCGCAGCGCCGGCUACAAGUCGUGGAAGAAGAAGUAUCGCAAGAUGCGCAUCGUGUUCGACCAGAAGAUGCAGCAGAGCGAGGAGCUGCACAAGCGCGAGGACAAGGCCUCUGCCACGGUGAAACGACUAGCCGUCGAGAAUGACCGCCUGCUCGACAUGCUCCUCGAAAUCAACAACUCUCCCCAAAUCCCCUCCGAGAGGCGCAUCGACGUCGCCCUCAAGCCGCCCUCGGACUCGCGGUCCCCCGUCCUGCCCCUCGACCGCCGGCAGGCCGCCAACGACGAGCGCAAGGACGGCGCCGCCAAGCGCCUCGAGCAGCUCCUCCACGACGUGCCGCACUCGUCGUACGCCGCGACGCGCGACUCCCACCCCGCCACCGUGGCCGACCUCUCCGCGCCCGACGGCGAGGCCCACCCCGCCAGCUUCCUCUCCGCCGACGACAUCGACAACUACAUCUUCGCCGUCGACUCCGCCAUGGACCCGGACGGCAAGCACGCCGCCCUGCCCACGCUCGCUCCCCGCGCGCACCCCAACGCCACCCCGGCGCCGCACCCGCAGAUCAAGAACCCCACCAGCGUCACCAACUGGCUGCGCAAGCACGCGCCCAAGGUCUUCCUCCAGGACGGCGAGCACGGCCCCGGCGCCGACGCCGCGGGCGGCGACGACCACGCCGACGGCCACCACGGGCACGGCGCGGGCGGCCACACCGGCGGCCGCAAGUCCCGCGGCGGACGCGGCGGCGAGCGCGGCGGCAGGGGCAGUAGGGGUAAGCGCGCCAGCGCCGCGGCUCGCCACGCCGCAGACCGAGAAUACCACUCCCGCCACCGCGGCGGCGACCGGGAGGCCAGCGCCGACGAGGACCACGAUUUUGGCUCCACGCCCGCCGGCCGCGGCAAGCGCAAGCGCGACGACGACCCGGGGUACCGCCCCGGCGGUUCCACCAGCCGCCCGGCCAAGAAGAAGCGUAAGAGCGAGGGUGGAGGCCCCGACGGCAGCACCCCCGUGGCCCGCCGCUCCAAGAAGGACAAAGACAGGGACAGGGAACGGGAUAGGGACGCCGCCGCCGCCGCCGCAUCCGCCUCCACGUCCAGAGUCGACUAG